Messenger RNA from Cetraspora pellucida, 1365 nucleotides. The record is from the annotation of a GenBank genome assembly. Lineage: Eukaryota; Fungi; Glomeromycota; Glomeromycetes; Diversisporales; Gigasporaceae.
AUGUCAACAAAUGAUUCCUCUACUACUAGCACAAAUACUCCUAUUCCUGCUGGCGAUGUAGCUUGGGUUUUGUCUGCAACAUGUCUCGUUUGGAUAAUGACUCCGGGUGUAGGCUUCUUAUAUAGCGGCUUGGCUCAAAAAAAGCAUGCCUUAUCAUUAAUAAUGCUAUGUUUUUUGUGCAUUCCAAUUGUAUCUAUACAGUGGUUUAUUUGUGGUUAUAGUCUAACAUUUAGCAGGACCGGCGGUCCUUUUAUUGGUGAUCUACGAAACGCAUUCUUCUCGAAUAUUGAUCAGAAUUCUGGCCCAAACAGCGCAAGUGAAAAAAUUCCAGAAUUUGGAUAUGCAAUUUUUGAGUGCAUGUUUGCAGUUAUUACCCCAGCAUUGAUAAUUGGUGGGGCUGCUGAACGUGUGAGACUUUUACCUACUAUUAUAUUUAUUUUUAUUUGGUCAACACUUGUUUACGAUAUCAUCGCUUCAUGGUGUUGGUCAAAAAAUGGUUGGUUCGCUACUUUAGGUGGUCUUGAUUUUGCAGGUGGUAUUCCUGUACAUAUAUCAUCUGGUGCAGCUGCUCUUGCUUUUUGUUUUGUUCUUGAAAGACGCAAUGAAAUUGGCAGACCUCACAACAUCCCUAAUGUAGUCAUUGGUACUGUAUUGCUAUGGUUUGGUUGGUUUGGCUUUAAUGGUGGUUCUGCCGUAGCUGCUGAUAGGCGUGCUAUUAUGGCUUGCAUUGUAACAAAUCUUGCUGCUUCAUUUAGUGGGCUUACUUGGAUGUUCAUAGAUUUUUUUAAAUUUGAUCAUAGAUUACGCGUUGUUAGUUUUUGUAGUGGUGCUGUUUCAGGAUUAGUUGCUAUAACCCCUGCAUCCGGCUAUGUUGCUCCUUAUGCUGCUGCUAUUAUUGGUAUAGCAAGUGGAAUUAUUUGUAAUCUUGCUUCUGCUAUGAGGACGAGGCUCAACGUAUAUGAUGAUGCUAUGGAUGUCUUUGCCAUUCAUGGUGUCGGAGGAUUUGUUGGGAAUUUUCUUACUGGAAUUUUUGCUGACAACGAUAUUGUUUCUCUUAGUGGUGAUUAUAUAAAAGGUGGUGAUUCUAUAAAAGGUGGUGCUAUUUAUGGAAACCCUUACCAAAUUUUAGUACAAUUAUCAGGAAGUUGCGUUGGAAUGGUAUACUCUUUUGUGGUUACUUUUGCCAUUCUCUUUAUUAUAAAUAGGAUUCCAGGACUCAGAUUACGGUUAAAUGGAAAUACGGACCAAGUGGAAAUGGGUGAAGAUGCUUAUUGUUUUGCUGAUGGACCACCUCAAGUUGGAUUAAAUGUAGCACCCAUUCGUAUGCCCAUGAAUAUAAAUAAUCAAAAUGAUGAUAAUUCAUAA